This is a messenger RNA of Closterium sp. Naga37s-1, 17406 nucleotides long. The record is from the annotation of a GenBank genome assembly. Lineage: Eukaryota; Viridiplantae; Streptophyta; Zygnematophyceae; Desmidiales; Closteriaceae.
AUGCAGCAGGACGGUCCUGAGAGGGAGAGUGUGAGGGGGGGAAGUCAGCAGGCAGAGAGCGCGAGGCACAGGCGCAGUCAGAGCAGUGCUCAUGUCGACAGGCAUAGCUUCGAUGAGUCGCCUAGACCGCAACCGCAGCAGCAUUUGAGGCGAUGGCAGCAGCAGCAGCAGCAGCAUGGGACUGUGAGUGAGGGCGAGAGCAGUCAGUCUGUACAGAGUGCAGGUCACAGGCGCAGCCAGAGCAGUGCACAUGCCGUCAGUCGGGGCUCUAUUCACUCAGUGGGGCUGCAACAACAACAGCCACAGACUUGGAUGCAACAGCAGCAGCAGCAGCAGCAGCAGCAGCAGCAGCAGCAGCAGCAGCAGCAGCAGCAGCAGCAGCAGCAGCAACCGUGUGAGAGGCAUCAUCAGUAUCAGCAGCAUCAAGAGGAAGUGGAGCGUUUCCAACCAGAAAAUGGGCUCGUUUCAGGGGCUGGGCGGUUGACUGACAGACUGCUGACUGACUCUGAUGACAUUCUGACGGAUUCUGACAGAGGCGUAGGUGGCACUGACCGACUGAUGAGUGGUGAUGGAGCUGUAGUGGCUGAGUGGCAUGCGGGUGAGUUGGUAGGUGUUGGCAAGGAGAGGAGUGGCGAUGGCGUGGGUGCGGCGGUAGUGCAUGGGAGGAGUAUGGUGGUAGAUGGAGAGGCGAUGGUGGUGAGUGGCGGGGCUAUGGAGGUAAAUGGCUACUUGGAGGAGUCACAGAGUGGGCGUUCACUCACUGCUCAGGAUGCUGAGAGGCCAGAGGGGUGGGAGGAAGAGUUGAGAGCCCCAGCAGGGGAGCUGGCAGGAGAGCAUGCAGGAGCGCCAGCAGGGGUGGCUGCUCAGUCCACUCCAAGGUCACAUAAUGGGCGUGUACUGGCCACUCAAAUGGAGAAUGGGCGGGGUGUGGGGAGAGAGCUGUUGAGAGUGGAAGCAGCAGAGGCAGCAGGAGGGACUGAAUGGGACCAACUGUCCCCUGAUGAUGCUGCAGUUCCCAUGGCCACGCCUGUGUAUGGAUCCGUGGGGGACGAGCAGUGGGGAGAGGGGAACAUAGAUGAUUGCGAAGGAAGUGAUAGUGACGAGGGCUCUGUUAUAGUGGCGGAUGUUGUGGAGAGUGGUAACGGGGGAGGUUCGGCGUUUAGAGUCAGGGAGGACGGGAGGGAAGAGGGAUGGGAGGCAGAAGUGGUGGAUGAGGAGGAGGGGGGGAAGGGAGAGGAGGAAGCGGCGGAGGAGGAUGAGGAAGAGGAAGAGGAGGAGGAAGAGGAAGAGGAAGCAGAGGACAAGGAGGAGGAAGCAGAGGACGAGGAGGAGGAGGCGAAGGAGGAAGAGGCCUAUAAAGCGGAGGAGGCAGAGUCCGUCCGCGCAGGCGGUUGGGCUGUGGAUGUGGGGAUGGGGGAGGCAGCGGAGGAUGAGGAAGAACAGGAUGAGGAGGAAGAGGGGGGAAAGGAGGAGGCGAAGGAAGAAGAGACGAAUAAAGCAGAGGAGACAACGUCAGUCCGAGCAGGUGGUUGGGGUGUGGAUGUGGGGAUGGGGAAGGCAGUGGAGGAUGAGGAAGAACAGGAUGAGAAGGAAGAGGGGCGAAAGGAGAAGGCGGAGGAGGAGGAUGAUGAGGAGGAGGAUGAGGGUUGUAGGUUGGACGAACGGGUUAAGGCUGAAGAGGAGGAGGAGAGAGGGGGGGCAGAUUAUUGGGAUGAGGUGAUGGAGAUGGAGGAGGAAGAGGAGGAGGAGGGGGCUUUCAGCGCAGCCACUUUAACAGCUGAAAAGGCAGCUGCUGUCACGACCGGUGAAGCCGUUACCGUAAUGGUCGAUGAUUUGGUUACUGUAACGGGUGAUGAUUCGGUUACCGUAACAGCUAAUAAGCUGGUCAUUGACUUGUCUGAUGGUGACGAUGAUGAUGGCACGAUAGAGGGACCCCAAGCAGAGAGCCUGGAGGAUGGGGGAGAGGAGGGAAAUCCGAGCACAUGCAAGGGUGAAGUCAAGAGCAAGAGCAGCGGAAUGAGGAGUAAGAGCAGCGGUAGUUUGUUUCGCGGGCUGAGGAGCAGAAGCAAGCUGCUACUCGGAGGCAGCAAGGCAGGGGCUCGGCAUGGUGAGACAGGCAGUCAGGAGGAGCACUAUGGGUCCACCACAGGGGGAGUGGCGGGUACAUUGAUGCAGGGCGAUAGUGGCAGUACUUUUGAUGGUGAUGUACACAAUCCUUCUUCUGCCUUGGCUGCUCCUCCCGCAAGCGGUAUCUCCUCUGCUGCGAUAAAAGCAGCGGCUGGGAUCGCAUCAGGAGCGCGUAACGUCUCUGCGGUUACCAGCCUCCCCGGCGCUGCUGCUAGGAACGUGGCUGCUGCAGCAGGGGAGGUGGGGCAGGGGGCGAGGAGCCUUGCUGCGGUGGCAGCAGGGGGGGUGGCUACUGGUGCGGUGGCUGUUGCUGGGGGGAUAAAGGGAGGGGCGAGGAACGUUGCAGGGGGGAUUAAGGGCGGAGUGAGGACGGUGGCAGGGGGGGUGAGAGAUGGAGCAUUGACGGUUGCAGGAGGGGUGAAAGGAGGGGCUAUGACUGUUGCUGGAGGGUUGAAAGAGGGAGCCUUGACAGUGGCAGGUGGUGUGAAAGAGGGUGCUUUGACAGUGGCAGGAGGUGUGAAAGAGGGAGCUCUAACAGUGGCAGGGGGAGUGAAAGGGGGGGCUUUAACAGUGGCAGGUGGUGUGAAAGAGGGUGCUUUAACAGUGGCAGGGGGUGUGAAAGAGGGUGCUUUGACAGUGGCAGGUGGUGUGAAAGAGGGUGCUUUGACAGUGGCAGGGGGUGUGAGCGGGGGUGCGCUGACAGUAGCAGGAGGGGCACAGAGCGUAGCAUUUGCAGCAGCGGGAGGAAUCAAGGAGGGUGCAAGGAGCGUGGCAGGCACUGCAGCAGCAGCAGCAGCGGUGGCAGCAGGGGGGAUCAAAGAGGUGGCAUCUGAGAUCAAGCAUUUGGCAGAAGAGGUGGCAUCUGAGAUCAAGCAUUUGGCAGAAGAGGUGGCAGCUGGGCAGGCUGGGUCAGGCUCUGGCCGGAUGCAACGGGUGCAUAAUGUUGCGGACAGAGAGGGGGAGGAGGGUGAGGAGGGCGAGGAGAGAGGGUUACAGAGUAACGGCUUGGGUAAGAGCAGGAGCAGAGAUGGGGCCACGAGCGCCGUUCGAACCAGCCCUGGUUCCUUUACAGGCAGAUCCGUUACAAGGAGUAAGACCCACGACAGCCGAAUCAUCAGCAACAGCAGCUCCAGCCCUGUCGUGCCCGCCAGCCUUGGUAGGAGGAGCAGGAGUGGGAAGGAGAGGGAUGCUCCCGGCGCCUUCACGGAAGGUUCCUUUGAUGCAGACUCCUUCCUGGAAGGUUCCUUUGAUUCUGACUCCCUGCCAAGGUGGUCCUUCGAUGCAGCUUCCUUCCACUCCAGCCCAGCCCAUACAGACCCUUUCAAUCCCGACUUUUUUGCUGUAGAUUACUCAGGCGAACUCGGUGCUAGUAGUACCAGUACCAAAUCACUCCCUAGAGGGGAUACCAGCAGAGGAGAUUCACUCCAACGUAAGGAGCCUCGAACCAGCCUGCUGAGAGGGAUUGGUGCUAAGAUUGCUAGAAGCGAAACCGCGACAGCUGCCCUAACUGCACCAGGUCAGUUAGCCUCCUCGACUGUGAAGCCAAACACGCUCGCUCGAAGUGCCACUGCAGUAGCCGCAACCUCUGGUGGUGAGCCUCAUUCUGGUUCUAUUCUUGCCUCUCAACCGCACUCAACCGCUUGUUCAGUCGCUCAAGAGGACUGCACCUCAGCAGCAGUUAGGGUGCUGCCCAGCAGCCUAACCACUGGCGGAGUGAGCAGCAGGAGCGAUGCCGGGGGAAGAGGGAGUUUGAAUCUCCAAGGCAGUGCAAGCUUCCAGCAUGGGCCCAAGGGGCAUUCCAGAAAUUUGUCUGAGGAAAUACCCUUCUUCAGGGUGACUAGCCUUGCCGCUCUUUCCCCUGAAGAUGCACUGCUGGCGUUGUGGGAGGAGGAGGAGUGUGAGGAAGGGGGAGAAGGCAAGAGAGGGAUAAGAAGCUCCCACUCCCGCCGUUUCCAUGCCUCCGGCCUUGCCAUUGCCGGGGCUGCUGCCGCAGCUGCGGCAGGGGUUCGGUCUGGAGCUAAGAACGUAGCUUCGGGAGCGAUGAAUGUGAGGCAGGGGAUAAAGGGAGGGGCAAGGAACGUGGCGUCGGCAGCAGCAGCAGCUGCGUCAGGAAUAGGGUCGAGAGUAGAGAGUGUGGGUGGGAGUGGUGCAUUGCGGGGUGCGAGUGUGGGCAGCAGAUGCUGCAGGCAGGCUCCUAGGACGGAGACGUUUGGGCACAACGCGUCGUUCGUUGACAGGUUUGUUGCUGGGUUGGACGAGAGUGGGGUGGGUGUGGAGGGAGAGAGCGGACGGGAUUUAGGCGGAGAGGAAUGGGAGGUUGGAAGUGGUGAUGACGGAUGGGGAGGAAUGGAGGAGGGAGUUGGAGAGGAGGAUGAGGAGUGGGAGUUGGCGGAGGAGGGUGAAGAAGGGAAGAGGGAGGGUGAGGGGUUGGAGGAGGAAGGAGGACGGUCGGAGGGGUUGGAGGGGGAGGGUGUGUUUAAGAUCUCUCAGAAACACGAGGGGCAGCACGAGGGGCAGCACGAGGGGCAGCACGAGGGGCAGCACGAGGGGCAGCACCAGACGCAGCACCAGAGGCAGCACAGGGGACGAAUCUCACGAGCAUUUUCCAGCAAUGCUGUUUCGGUGCUUGCCGUUCCCGGCAGCAGUAUGGGUGAGGAGGAGGAAGAGGUUAGUGCUCCCGGAAGUGCAGCCAUGCGACGCUCAGUGAGCAGCAGCAGCGGUAACGCGGUAACCAGCCUUGUUGUCGUAACCAGCGAGAACGCGAUUACUGAUAGUGCUGCAGCUACCAGCGCUGCUGCUUUUACCAGCAAAGCAGCGGAGGGGCAGCACAGCCGGCGGGCUUUGCCGGCCUACCAGGUGCCCUUGUCCCUCCGCAUCCGAGCAGCCUUGGAGCAACGCACUCUAGAGGGCGGGGGUGAGGGAGUGCUGGCAGCGGCAUUGCAUGUGUCUACAUCUGUGGGUGGCGAAUCUAGGCUUGUUGCCAGGUCAGCCUCCUUUACAGGGGGAGCAGCAUGGUCGGAGAGUCCAGCUGGCAGUGCCACGUCAGCGUCGCUGGAUAGUGUUCCGGAUUCCCUUUCCCCGCAGCAGAAGCGUCCGCGGAUGCUGCAAAGGGCCAAGUCCGAGGGUAGGAACUCUGCUGCUGGUUCGGCUUCGUACUCCUUACUGCAUGCUUCACAGUUGCGUUUUGCAUCCCAAACCGGUCGCAGUGGAUACAGUUCAAGCGGUCGCUCUAGUUCACGGAAGCGACUGCAUGAAAUGUUUCAGGAGCAGCAGCAGCAGCAGCAGCAGCAGCAGCAGCAGCAGCAACAGCAGGAGCAAGAGCAGCAGCAGCAGCAGCAGAAGCAAAGGUGGCUGUCGAGUCGUGGGUUGGGCAGGAGAGGGCAGUACUUGAGGCAAUGGGCCUCAGCGGGAUGCCCCUCUCCCUUGGACGCUGCUGCAGAUGCUGCCCUAGCUGCUGCCUCAGGUGCCCGCUCAGGUGCCUCUUCAGGUGACUAUUCAGUCGCGGCCUUAGGAGCCGUCUCAGGUGCUGCGUCAGCAACCUCCUCUCCCCUGCGCUCCUCAUUCACUGCACAGCCACGUGGCAGCUCUCCAGCAGCCUAUCUUCCACGUGGCAGCCUCUCAAUGGUGCACCGUUUCGUCUUUGUAGAUCCCCCAGCCAGUAGCAUUCGCCCUGCUGCCACCACUGCCAGCAGCAGCAACACCCGUUAUCCUCGUAACCCUAGUAACCUAAGUAACUUUAGUAACACUAAUUACCUCAGUAACUUCAGUAACCCUAGUAACCCGAAUAACCCCAACUACUUGAAGCGGAUUGGCAGCGCCACGCGUAGCGGAUUCUCUAGCAGAAGCAACUCAAGUCGGUUCCGCGAGAGCAAGCCUUCCCAGCUCCUCCGCAAGAGCAAGAGCAGCAGCAGCAGUGACUGGAGGAGUGAUGUUAGCGCGCACGAUAUCAGCACGACAAAGGAUGAUGCUCCUCCUCUCCAUCGCUCCAAGUCCUCUGGGGCGUCACUGGACAGGGCCACAGGUAGCAGGGAUUCCGUGUUUCAGCAGGGUGUUUUUGAGAAUUCUCAAAAACACCCCACAGGUAGCGGGGAUUCCGUGUUUCAGCAGCAGACCCAGCACAAGGAGCAGAAGGCGCAGGAGCAGCAGGAGGCGCAGGAGCAGCAGGUGCAGCAGGUGCAGCCAGUGAAGCCGAAACUGCAAAAGCUGAGCUCCCGCUCCAACCGUGACUCAAUUGUUUUGCAGAAGGAGCAGGAGCAGCAGGAGCAGCAGGAGGCACAGGAGCAGCAGGCACAGGAGGAGCAGUUGCAGCACGUGCAGCAGUCACAGCCGAUGAAGCCGACACUGCAGAAGCUCAGCUCGCGCUCCAACCGUGACUCAACUCUCGUGCCUCACUGCUCCCCUCGCUCCUCUUCCCUCCCUGCCGAACCCUCCACAUCCUCCCUCUCCUCUUCGUCCUCCUCUCUCCCCUCCUCUCUCCUCUCCUCUCUCCCGUCCUCGCAGCGACAUGCAGUUGAUCUCACCACCUCCUUCCCUCAGUUCAAGCGAGAGAUUGCCCGCAUCCGCUGCUUGUCAUCCCUCAAAUCCGCUGCUGUGUCUGCUGCGUCUGCUGCUUCUGCUUCUUCUGCUUCUGCUGCGUCUGUGUCUCUGAGUGGUAAGAAGCACCACAAGGAGCGGUGGCAGGAGUGGGCCGAGCAAGUGACGGGAAAGAAGCUCCUGUCACGACAGCUGAACGAGCAGCAGCAGGAGAAGCCGCGGAGUUGUGAUGAAAAUCUAACGGAUCAGCAGUCAGAUCAGCAGAAGGAUCGGGAGCAGGAUCAGCAACCGGUGCAGCAGCAGGUGCAGCAGCAGGUGCAGCAGCAGGUGCGGCAGCAGGUGCGGCACUUACAAGGCAAGCCACCGAGACCGGGGCUUCACCGCAGCGCGAGUGCACAGUCUCUCAACAGGCUUCAUCCAAAGGCGCCCUUUGAAGCGCCUGGUAAGUCUCGUCUCGGUUCGAGGUCCCUCAGGAGCAGUGUGAGUGCGCAAUCCACUCUCAACAGGAGCCACCCAGAUCUCCCUCCUCACUUCCCCUCGCCUGGGACCCCCUCAGAUGCCUCAGGUGAGUUUCCAGGUGCUUCUCCAGGUGAUUCGCCAGGUGCUUUUUCUCAGGUGCGUCCGCAGGUGCUUCCCCAGGUGUUCCAGUUUCUCUUUGAGCCACACUUAUCACCGGAACCCUCGCUGCCUGCUCGUGCGAACCUGCUUCUUACAAAAUGCGCUGAGCUGUCAAGGUUUGAGCGUAGAGAGCUGUCAAUCAGAGGGCUCAUUCUGAGGCCGGAGGGAAGGGUGAGUGUGAGAAAGGAGGAGAGGAAGGUGGGUGUGGAAGAGAGAGAGCGGGACGGGGAUGAAGAGGAGGAGAAGGGGGUUGAGGAGGGGAGGAUGGCGGAGGUGAACGAAUGCGGUGCAGAGGGGUUGGGAGCGGGAGAGGGCGGUGGUGGGGAGAUGGAGAGGAGUAAGCUGGUGUGGGAGAAGCUAGAGCAGCAGCUGGAGGUGCAGAGGGAGGAGGAGGAGAGGCGAGAGGGGUUAUUAGAGCAGCAGCGUGCAGAGGGCAGCAAUGAGCAGUCAGGAAGCAGAGAGGAGCGAGCAGAGAGCAGGGAGCAGAACGGUGCUGCUGCUGGCGGCGUGGAGGUGGUUGGGGGCAGAGCAGACCAGGGUGAUGAGGUGGAUGGGCGUGGUGCUGUGGGGUUGAAUCCGGUGCUGAUGCCGGCCAAACCGCCGCGCAUGCUCUCCCGGCUAAAUGCCACCCGACGUCGCCCGUCUGAAGACAACAGCUUCGACAGCAAGAGUGUGGGAAGUAAAGGAGGAGAGGAGGAGGAGGAGGAGGAGGAGGAGGAGGAGGAGGAGGAGGAGGAGGAGGAGGGUGACAGGACGAGUGAUCAAGGCGGCUUGGAGGGUGAUGGAGAUGAGGAGGAUGAAGGGGAGGAAGAAGGGAAGAAGGAGGGUGAGGUUCUAUCACCAAGGGAAGAGGCCAUGAUGCUGCUGUGGGUGAUUCCCGGGUUAGGGGGCGAGGAGGAGGAGGAGAGUAGGAAGGUGAGAAUACGGCAAGCCCUGGCAGCGGCAGCAGGCGGGAUCGCCAGUGGGGCUUUAACUGUGGCAGGGGGGAUCAAGGGUGGGGCGAUGAAUGUCAGGGAGGGGAUCAAAGAAGGGGCGUUGAAUGUAAAGGAGGGGAUUAAGGGAGGGGCGAUGAAUGUUAAAGAGGGGAUUAAAGAAAAGGCGAUGAAUGUUAAGGAAGGUAUUAAAGAAGGGGCGCAGAGUGUUAGGGAGGGGAUUAAGGAAGGGGCGUUCAGCGUAAAAGGAGGGAUUAAGGGAGGCGCGUCAAAUGUCAGAGAGGGGAUUAAGGAAAAGGCGAUCAAUGUGAAGGAGGGGAUUAAGGAAGGGGCGUUGAAUGUGAAGGAGGGGAUCAGGGGAGGGGCGAGGAGUGUUGCAUCUGUGGCAGGGGCAGCGGCAGCAGCAGCAUCGGGGAUAGCCUCUGGUGAGUCUAGGCGGACCCACAGCAUGGGCCAACUACCCCGACGUGUGACGAAGAGUGGUGAUGAUUCUAACUGGGGGUGGGACGUUGAGGGAGGAGGGAGAGGAGAGGUAGUAGUAGAGGCGGGAGGAGGAGGGGGAGGAGGUGGAAAGGGAGGGAACAGGUUUAUGCAAACACUGGGUAAGGUGAGAGGAGCUGUUCUGGGUCUGAGCAGCAAGGGCCUUCAGCGAAGGGAGACCUUUGGGGCAACUAGCCCUAUUUCUCCCGGGUUCUUUCACAAUCCGCCCAGUAUUUUCCAUUGGAAGUCAGCGCCUGCCGAAGAGACAGUGCUUGUUCCCAUGGGCAGUGAGGAGGGGAGAGUGGUGAGAAGCAAGAGUGAGGAGCACAAGGGAGUGAGGGAGGUUGGAUUGGCUCCAGGGGUGGGGUCAAGGGAGGCUGGGGGAUCUCGUUCUGGUGACCUGGGGAGGUCUUAUUCAGGGGAGGUGGGAGCUGACCCUGGGCCUGGGGCGCUUCAAAGCCUGGGGAGGUCCUAUCUGGGGGAGGUGGAGAUUGGUGCUGUUGGGUUUGCAAAGGUGGUACGGAGAUACGACGAUGAUGAUGAGGAGGAGGAUGAGAGUCAGAGUGUCACUAACGAGGAUGACAAUAACAAGGAUGGCAAUAACGAGGAUGGCAAUAACGAGGCCUUCUGGUGGGGGGAUUACGAGGAAGAGGAGCAGCUGAUGCGUGAUGAUUCAGAUGAAGAUUCAGGUGACACUUCAGGUGAAUGUUCACGGAACCCAGUUGUGCUUGGUGGUUUGGAGGAAGGCGAGGUUAUUGGUGGACGUGUGGUAAAAGGAGGGGCAUUAGAACUGGGAAACGGGUGGGAUGAGGGAGGAGGAUUGGGAGAGGGAGGAGGAUUAGGAGAGGGAGGAGAAUCGGAUGAGGGAGAGGGGUUAGAGAAGGGGCUGGAAGGGGGAGGAGGACAGGGAAGGGUAGUUGCUGGAUGGGGUGCUCUGAAGAAGCUUGAUAGUAGGCGGCGCGAUCGACGGUCGAGAUCAUCGUUUGGUUCUGAUCUUCCGUCAGUGGAUGAAGAGGAGAUGGAUGUGGAAGGGGGUUUGAGUGAGGAGGGGAAAGAGAGAGAGGAGGGGAGAGGGAGGGAGGAAAGAGAGGAGGGGAGAGGGGGGGAGGGGAGAGAGGAGGAGGAGGGGAGAGACGAGGGGGAGGAGAGUGAAGGGGAGGAGAGUGAAGGGGAGGAGAGGAGAGUGGUGGAUUGGGGGAUAGAUGGAGAAGAGGGGAGCGAGGCCGAGGAAGAAAGAGAGGCGGAGGAGAAAACAGGGAUGAAGGAAGGAUUUCUGGAGGAGAUGGAGAGUGAAGGGGAGAAGGAGGAGGUUAGGAGUGAAAGGGAGGAGGAGGAGGUUAGGAGUGAAGGGGAGGAGGAGGAGGUUAGGAGUGAAGGGGAGGAGCAGCAGAGUGAGGCGGGGGAGGGAAGCUGCUUUGGGGAUGCAGGAAUGGGGCAGGUUGCGAGAGAGGCAGAGGAGGGUACAAAGGUGGAUGAGGAGAGAGCUGUGGAAGGGGAAAGCGAGGAGGGAGGAGGAGAGGCUGAGGCGAAAACAGGAAUGAAGGAAGGAGAGGAGGAGGAGAUGGGGAGUGAAGCGGAGGAGGAGGAGACUAGGAGUGAAAGGGAGGAGGAGACUAGGAGUGAAGGGGAGGAGGAGACUAGGAGUGAAGGGGAGGAGGAGGAGACUAGGAGUGAAAGGGAGGAGGAGGAGUUUAGGAGUGAAGGGGAGGAGAAGGAGAGAGAGGCGGAGGAGGGAAGCUGCGUUGGGGAGGUGGGAAUGGUGCAGGUUGCGAGAGAGGCAGAGGAGGGUACAAAGGUGGAUGAGGAGAGAGCGGUGGAAGGGGAAAGCGAGGAGGGAGGAGGAGAGGCUGAGGCGAAAACAGGAAUGAAGGAAGGAGAGGAGGAGGAGAUGGGGAGUGAAGCGGAGGAGGAGGAGACUAGGAGUGAAAGGGAGGAGGAGACUAGGAGUGAAGGGGAGGAGGAGACUAGGAGUGAAGGGGAGGAGGAGGAGACUAGGAGUGAAAGGGAGGAGGAGGAGUUUAGGAGUGAAGGGGAGGAGGAGGAGAGAGAGGCGGAGGAGGGAAGCUGCGUUGGGGAGGUGGGAAUGGUACAGGAAAUGAGAGAGGCAGAGGAGGGUACAAAGGUGGAUGAGGAGAGAGCGGUGGAAGGGGAAAGCGAGGAGGGAGGAGGAGAGGCUGAGGCGAAAACAGGGAUGAAGAAAGGAGAGGAGGAGAUGGGGAGUGAAGCGGAGGAGGAGGAGACUAGGAGUGAAGGGGAGGAGGAGGAGACUAGGAGUGAAGGGGAGGAGGAGGAGACUAGGAGUGAAGGGGAGGAGGAGGAGACUAGGAGUGAGGCGGGGGAGGGAAGCUGCUUUGGGGAGGUGGAGAUUGUUCCGGAAGCCAGAGAGGUAGUGGAGGGUGCAAAGGUGGAUGAGAAAAGAGAGGUGGAAGGAGAAAGGGAGGUGGAGGAACGAGAGGUGGAAGGGGAAAGAGAGGUGGAAGGGGAAAGAGAGGUGGAAGGGGAAAGCGAGGUGGAAGGGGAAAGAGAGGUGGAAGGGGAAAGAGAGGUGGAAGGGGAAAGAGAGGUGGAAGGGGAAAGAGAGGUGGAAGGGGAAAGAGAGGUGGAAGGGGAAAGAGAGGUGGAAGGGGAAAGAGAGGUGGAAGGGGAAAGAGAGGUGGAAGGGGAAAGAGAGGUGGAAGGGGAAAGAGAGGUGGAAGGGGAAAGAGAGGUGGAAGGGGGAAGAGAGGUGGAGGAACGAGAGAUGGAAGGGGAAAGGGAGGUGGAGGAACAAGGAGAGGCUAUGGAGCGAACAGGGAUGGAGGGAGGAAAGGGUGAAGAAGAAGUUGAGCGUGAAAGAGUGGAGGAGGAGAGAGAGGAGGAGAAAGAGGAGGAAGAGGAGGAAGACGAGGAAAAAGAGGAGAAAGAGGAGAACAGUAAUCGCGUCAGGGAAGUGGAAUUGGAGGAGGAAGGAGGAGAGAGUCUGGAGGGUACACAGAUGGAGGGGGGUCGAGAGGAGGGGGAGGAGGAGGAGAGUGAGGUGGGGAAGAGGCAAGGAUUGGAAAAUGGAGAAGAGAGCGAAGAGAGUGAGAAGAGUGAGGAGGGAAGUCACAGGGACGAGCAAGAUUUGGAGGAAGAUGGGGAGAGUAGAGGCGAGGACGAGAGGGAGGGGGAGGAGGGAAGGGAGAGGAAGGAGGGCGUAGAGGCGAAGGAGGGAAAAAAAGAAGAGAGGAUAGAAGGAGUGGUGGAGAUGGAUACCCCGUCUAUCCUCCGAAUCGGGUCGGCAGUGGCGGCAGCGGUGGCAGCAGGAGACGUGGUGAUAAGCGAGAGUGCGGCCGGUGCUGCUGUGCUGCUUCAAGCAGCCCAACCUCUCUUUGAGCGGACUGAGGAGCUGUCAGGGAGGCGAGGAGCAGCAGAUGGAGCAGCAGAAGUGGAAGCAGAAGCAGAAGCAGCUGCUGCUGCAGCAGCAGCAACAGCUACAGCAACAACAACUACAGAGGAAGAAGGGAGUGUGGGGCAUGGGAGUGUGGAGGACAAGCGGAUUGGUGAAGGGAAGAAGGGUAAGGUCAAGGCAAAAGGAGGCGAGAAGAAGGCGUUGCUCAAGUCACCUUCCAGGAAGAUUCAUCGGCGGGAGUCCCGGGAUGGGGAGACGAGUGGGGAUGAUGUGGUGAAGAGCGGUCGGCGCCUCUCCAUCCCUGCUGCACCCCUCUCCCCCACCACUCUCACCAGCCCCACCAGCGGCACCAGCACACCCCACAGCAACGCCUCCUCUCCCGCCUCCCCUGCCGGUUCCUUCAGCUUCGCCCUGCUCUCCCCUGCCACUCCAAAGCAGCAACCUUCUAAACGGAGCACUGCUGCUGCUUCAGGCGCUGCUGCAAGUGCUGGUGCUGCUUCUGCUGCUGCUGGCGGUGACGUUGGUGGGAAGAAGGUGAGGAAGGGGAAGAAGAAAGCAGCUCGUCUGCCUGCGAUCGGUGAGACGGAGGGCAGUGAGAGCGAGAUGAAGGAGGGGAGUGGCGAGAAGAAGAAAACUACCAAGAAGCACCUGCAUAGGGGAGCAUCGCUACAAGUCUCACCCAGCAGGCGGUGGUCUGUGGAUGAUUUUAGUGGCACCCACAGCCUGCCUGUGCGGAGAAUGAUUCCCCAGAGCAUGAGCGCUUCACAUGCCACUUCUGCUGCUGCUGCCGCUGCCGCUGUAGCUGCCGUUGCUGCUGUUGAGCGCAGCAGCAGCAGCAGGCGGCAGUCAGUGGACGAUUCUAGCCGCACUACAAGCCCUCCUGUGCGCAGAAUGAUUCCUCAAAGCAUGAGUGCUUCGCAUUUGACUGCUUCUCCUUCUGCCGCCGCGGCUGUUGCUGCUGUUGAGCGCAGCAGCAGCAGCAGGCGGCAGCCAGUGGACGAGUUUAGCCGCAGCGGCACUACCAGCCCGAGUGUGCGGAGAAUGAUUCCUCAGAGCAUGAGUGCAUCGCACUCGACUGCUGCUGCCGCUGCUGCCGCCGCCGCUGUUGCUGCUGUUGAGCGCAGCAGCAGCAGCAGCAGGCGGCAAUCAGUGGCCGAUUUUAGCAGCAGUGGCACUCACAGCCCACCCGUGCGCAGAAUGAUUCCCCAGAGCAUGAGUGCAUCGCACUCAGGUCCGGUGGUCAGGUUUCUACUGCCAGGGGAGGUGCUUUCUGAGCCGCCCCGAUCCCCGCCUACAGCCCAUUCUAGCAGUAGCAGAGCUCCCAGCCCGCCUGCGCGCAGAAUGAUCCCCCAGAGCAUGAGCGAUUCACAUGACUUCUAUCUGCCAGGGGAGGUCCUUUCUGACCCGCCCCGAUCCCCGCCUACCGCCCAUUGUAGCCCUUCUCGGGUGCCCCCCCGGUCCCCGAAUAUGGCUCAUUCUAGCCCAACCCAAAGCCCGCCUGUACGCAGAAUGAUCCCCCAGAGCAUGAGCGCUUCGCACGCCGUGUCCUGGCUCCCCCCUAUGGCUCGAUCUCCCACCAGCUCCCCCAACGCGUCUAGGCGGGUUUCUAUGGAUGAUCCCAGUGGCAGGAGGGGGGCUGUGUCGCCACACAGACGGGUUUCUGUGGAUGAUUCUAGUGGCACUCUGAGUGGUGUGAGUGGGUCUGGACGAAGAAUGAUUCCUCAGAGCAUGAGUGCUUCACAUGCCUCUGCUGCUGCUGCUGCUGCUGCUGCCGCUGCUGCCGCUGCUGCCGCUGCUGCUGCUGCUGCUGUUGGUGCUGUUGGUGCGGUUGGUGCUGUUGGUGCGGUUGGUGCUGUUGGUGCGGUUGGUGCUGUUGGUGCGGUUGGUGCGGUUGAGGGGAGCGAUGGCAGGGGCAGCAGCAGAGGGGUAUCGCCGGUUAAGAGCAGUGGUAGUAGAAGCAGGAGUGUGUCUCCUGUUGACUUCAAGCGGCUGCGGUGGAAAGGGAUUGGGAGGAGUGCAGGGAAGGAGGAGGAGGAGGAGGAGGAGGAGGAGGAGGAGGAGGAGGAGGAGGAGGGAAGGCGUGCGGGUGGAGGGGAAGGUGGGGAAUGGAGGGAGGAGGAGGAGGUGGAGGAGGAGGAGGUGGAGGAGGAGGACUUGGAGGAGGGGGACUUGGAGGAGGGGGGUGCUGCAUCUGGCAAGAAGAAGGGCAGUGAGUCGAAGAAGGGCAGUGAGUCGAAGAAGGGCAGUGAGUCGAAGAAGGGCAGUGAGUCGAAGAAGGGCAGUGAGUCGAAGAAGGGUGGUGAGUCGAAGAAGGGUGGUGAGUCGAAGAAGGGUGGUGAGUCGAAGAAGGGUGGUGAGUCGAAGAAGGGUGGUGAGUCGAAGAAGGGUGGUGAGUCGAAGAAGGGUGGUGAGUCGAAGAAGGGUGGUGAGUCGAAGAAGGGUGGGUUGGGCAAGAUUCUAAAGGGGCUUGAUUCAUCAAUGGGGAAAUUGAUCAAGGCAGCUGGAGGGAAGAAGGGUAAAGACCAGGGUUCCACCUCUCCUGCUCCUGCUGCUGCCCCUGCUGCUGCUUCUGCUGUUGGUGCUGUUUCUGCUGAGUCUGCCGGAGAAGCAGCAGGAAAGGCUAAGCGAACAAUGAGCAAGAAGGGGAAAGAGGUGGGCAAGGGGAAGGGGGGAGGGAUGGAGGCUAGAGGUGAUGUGCUGGUGAAGAGUGGCAGUGUGGGCGAGGAGCAGCGAGAGGAGACGAGGAUGGGAAGGACGAUGAGUAAGGUGAAGAGAGGAGGGAAGGAAGAUUGCGGGGAGAAGAGUCGAGAUGUAAAUUUAGGUGUAGUGGCAGGGAAAGGGGAAGAAAAAGAAAGGAAGGCAGGAAGGACGCUCAGUAAAGUGGAGAGAAAGGGGAAAGAAGGAAAGGAUGGGGGAGAAUCCAAGGGAGGGGAUUAUGAGAGGAAGGCGAGCAGAACACUGAGCAGGAAGAAGAGAGAAGGAAAGGGGGUAGAGGAGGAUGACGAGGGGAAGGCGAGGAUAGUGAAAGGAGAGGGGAUGGAAUCAGAGGACGAUGGGGAUAGGAAGAUGAGGAGGACGAUGAGUAAGAAGAAGAAAGGGGAAGAGGGGGAGAAGAUGGAGAAAGGGGAAGAAGAGGAUUCGGAGAGAAGAAUGAGCAGGACAAUGAGUAAGAAAAAGAGACGGGACGAGGGGGAGAAGAUGGAGAAAAGGGAGGAGGACAGGGGAGAGAGCAAGCUGAAAAGGCCUUCAAGCAAGUCAAGGAGGGAGAAACUGGAGAAGGGAGGGGAUUCAGGGGCAGAGGAGGAAGCAAGAGGGCAUGGGGCUAAGGAAGAGAAGAUGAUGAAUAGGACGCUGAGUAGGAAGCAGAGGGAGGGGAAAGAUGCGCAGGAGAGAGGAGGAGGAGAAGGGAACGGAGAUGAUGAGAAGAAAGCGACCAGGACGCUCAGUAGAGUGAAGCGAGAGGAGAAAGGGGGGGAGGAUUAUGGCGAGAGGAAAGCAAGCAGGACGUUGAGUAAAGUGAAGAGAGGGGAGCAGGAAAGUGAAGGGGUUGAGGAGAAGAGGGCGGGUAGAACGUUAAGUAGAGUGAAGCGAGAGGAGAAGGAGGCUGAGGAGGUUGGGGAGAGGAAAGCAAGCAGGACGCUAAGCAAGGUGAAGAGAGGAGAGAAGGAAAGCGAGGAGGUUGAGGAGCGAAAGGCAAGCAGGACGUUAAGCAAAGUGAAGAGGGAAGGUGGGCACGGGGAUGGGGGUGGGGGAGAGAAGAAGGCCAGUCGAACCCUAAGCAGGGUGAAGAGAGAAGGAAACGAAGCUGGAGGUGGUUAUAGUGCAGACAGCAGCGCGCACAGAGCCACUCGCAGCAGCAGCCACGGGCACGAGUCCUCUCACAGGCGAGCCACCUCGCAUGGGAGCAUCACGGGGCGGGAGAGCUUUCACAGCCAUGAGAGUUCGAUGAGCUCUGGCAGCAAGGGGGUCAAGGAGAGUGAGAGAGGGGCGGUGGAUGGGAGAAAGGCUGCUCGCACGCUGAGCAGACAUAGGGAUGAUGGGGCAGAGAGGGGUGACGCAGGGAACGGGAAGUACGGCGGUGGAAUUGGAGAAGAGGAUCAAGAGGGGAGGCUUUCGAGGCCAAGAACAGCUGAUAGUGGCGGAGUGGGUGGGGGAUGGGUGCAGCUGGGUUUGCCAAAGCACGGAGUGGUAACGAUGGGUCUGCAGGAGCAGCUGUCGCCUUUUGAGGCCCCGCCGGCGCCUCAGAAACCGCCCGUUUCUCCAGUUUCGGGUGGCAUCUGGAAGGCGAUUUCGUCUUUUGCCACGUCGCCGCGCGCCAGCUCAUCGCAUGCCAUGUCAAGUGCCACGUCACCGCUGAUGUCACCGUCUGCCACACCUCCUCUGGGUUCCCCCACCCGUGCCAAGUCACCCACAUUGAAGUCACCCACGUUGAAGUCACCUAGGAUGAAAAUUCCCUUCAUGGAGUCUGGUAAGGCGGGUAAGUUGGGCAAGAGCAAAUCUGCAAAGGUUAGUCGGGACAAGGAUGAUCAGGCCAGAGAGAAAAAGGAGGAGAAGAAAAAGGAGAAAGUGAAGGGCAAGGGGAAGGCGGGUGUUGAAGACGACGCCGCGCACGCAUCGCCGUGGGAGGCGCGUCGGCGGAACAUCACGUUUUUCACGUCCGAAGGGGUGUUUCAAAUCCACGAGCUCGCUCAUCAAGCUCCCACCCCUCUACGAAUCCCCUUCACCCAUCUACCACCAGACGCGGAAACAUCACCGUGGGAGCCUCGUCGAAACAGCAUCACGUUCUUCACCUCCGAAGGAGUGUUUCAGAUCCACGAGGUCGCGCACGUGCCCGUCUCCGCUGCACCACCAUCAGCACUAUCAUCGUCAGUACCAUCAUCGGCAGCGGUGUCGCACCGCUUCUCGGAGCGGCGAUACAUGGAUCCGCAGCAGGGCCUGUGCCUCGCGUCGCUCUUCGACAUCCGCGCCUUCAACGUGAGUGCACGUGAGGGGAUGCUGUUUUGUUCGUUGGAUGGGGGAAGGAGGGGAAGUCAAGGGUGGACCAUGGAUCCGCAGCAGGGCGUUUUUAAUGGUCUUGAUGCAUCGCGUCUCUUCUGUGUGGUGGGCUUCUGCCGCUCGCCUGAGAUGCUUUCUGACGUUGUAGCCGACACUGUUCUCAUGGCUGGUGGGGAGGUGGUGGACUCUAAGCUGGAGAUGGGGCAGGGUCUGCACGAGCACCUGCGCCUCACCGUCGCCCUUCCCUAUCUAUUCGGCGUGCCGCCCGCUUUGGACGCGCUCAACCGGGCUAUCAGAUUGGGCGGAGGGAUUGUGGACAAGAGCUUCCACCGAUGGGAGAUGUGCCCGUAG